Messenger RNA from Humulus lupulus (European hop), 1496 nucleotides. Its product is annotated as GATA transcription factor 5-like. Gene Ontology annotation, biological process: positive regulation of DNA-templated transcription. The coding region runs from base 168 to 1199 and encodes 343 amino acids. The transcript is spliced from 3 exons. Lineage: Eukaryota; Viridiplantae; Streptophyta; Magnoliopsida; Rosales; Cannabaceae. Gene Ontology annotation, molecular function: zinc ion binding; sequence-specific DNA binding. Gene Ontology annotation, cellular component: nucleus. The record is from RefSeq and is a predicted model, not a curated record.
AAGAAAAGAAAUAGUAAAGGAAGAUAAAAAAAGAGAAAUAAAAAAGCAAAUAACACAAGUCAUAGCACUAGUUUCGGCCUCAAACCAGCAUUCAUUUCUGUGCUUCAACCAACAAUCUCUGACCCAUCUUCUUCCUCAUCUUUAUCGAAUUUACAGGAAGAAAAGAAAUGGAAGGAAUGGAGGCCAAAGCUUUGAGACCGAGUUUGAGAGGCGAGUUGGCUCAGUUUGAGCUUUUCGACGAAAUUUAUUGUAGUACUACUAAUAUUAACAACGGUGCCGGACUUUCGUGCGUUCCCAGCGAGGAUUUCUCCAUAGACGAGCUUCUUAACCUUCAGAAUGGCGAAUUUGAAGAUGGGUCUGUCGAAGAAGAGGAAGAAGAAGAAGAAAAAUACUCCCUUUGUGUUGAUGAAGAAAGUUUAAACGUCUCCGGUGGCUUUACCGGCGCCGGUGACUCUGAGUCUGCCCUCACCAGCGAACUCGCCGUUCUGGACGAUGAUUUAGCAGAACUGGAAUGGGUUUCUCAUUUCGUGGACGAUUCUUUCUCAGACUUUUCACUUCUACACCCAAUUGGAAAACAGAGAACCGAACUUCAUUCCGAGAACCGGUUCGAACAGCCGGAACCGACACGAACCGGAACGAGCCCGACGUGUUUUCCCUCAGUUCCGGUGAAAACCAGGACCAAACGAGCUCGACCCACCACUCAGUCGUGGUCACGCAGUAACUCACUGAGUCCACUCACCGAGUCUUCGACGUCGUCGUCUUCGUCGGUAGCUUCGUCGCCAUCGUCAGCCUCGUUCUCCUCAACCCCUUGUCUCAUAUUCACUAACACGGUUCAGGCCGUGGAGUUCUUACCAAGCUUGAGUGAACCGGCGAGUAAAAAACAAAAGAAGAAGCCAGCGGUUCAGACCGGAGCAGCUCCGGUUGGACCACAGUUUCAGCGUCGGUGCAGCCAUUGUCUGGUCCAGAAGACACCUCAGUGGCGAACCGGUCCGCUCGGGCCGAAAACGCUUUGUAACGCGUGUGGGGUCCGGUUCAAGUCAGGGCGGCUCUUUCCCGAGUAUAGACCGGCUUGUAGUCCGACCUUUUCAAGUGAGGUGCAUUCGAAUAGUCAUCGGAAAGUGUUAGAAAUGAGGAAAAAGAAGGAAGUGGUCGGACCCGGAUCCGGUUCCGGGUUGACCCACGUAAUUUCAAGUUUUUGAAAAAAAUAAUAAAAAUAAUUUUUUUUGGUAAGGGUAGUUUCGGGAUUUUAGGAGUCGUGAAAGUGAACUGGGUUAAACCGGUUGACUUGAACAAAUCUUUUUUUUUUUAUGGUGGUAGGGAGAUAAUUAGUUUUAUAUUUCUAGUUAAUUAUAGUAUUUUUUUUCUAAAUAGUUUUAUUGUAACAAUUAAUUUUUGCAGGGAAAUUUUUUAAAGGUUGUUUUUAGUUCAUUACAUAUUAUUGGUUAUAAAUAUAUAUUAUUAGUAAAAUACUAAAAUUAUAAAUGACUUGACUUGAA